AUGGGCCUGCUGCCUCUACAGCGGGAAGCUGCCAGACUGCUCAACUCUUUCUGUGCUGUGGAGAAGACUUUGCAGUGCAGUUGCUCCUUUCGUGGGAUCCCCACACCCUCUGUGCAGUGGUGGAUGGAUGGUGUUCCUGUGGAUGUGAACAGUGGGCAUGGCCACCUCCAGGUGACCUCUACCACACUUGGCCCCUGGGACAACAGCACCCUCAGCAUGGCCAAAAACCCAGAAAUGGGCACAGUCCUUCUUUGUGAGGGAAAGAACCAACAUGGAACCCAUGGUUUGAGCAUCCUACUGAUGUCAAGAAGGGGCCCUUUGGCUCCCCAGAUCUUUCUGAAAGCCUUGCUCCACGGUGUUGUCUAUGCAGCCAUGGCAACCACACUACUUUUCAUCUGCCUCCUCCCCUUGAUAAUGAAACUUCUCAGGAUGCAGAAGGCAAAGAAGUGUGCACAGAUGACAGCACAGCAGGACUCUGGACCCGAGGGAGACUCCGUCGUGAAGUGUGCACAGAUGACAGCACAGCAGGACUCUGAGCCUAGACCAGAGGGAGACUCUGUCGUGAAGCCCAAGGAACCUAGAAAAUCCAGAACCAUGUCACCUGGGAAGCAGCCCUCAGAAAAGGAAGCCAGCCUGAAGCCAGCAGAGCCUCUGGAGGAAACCGCACCACAUCCAAAGCUCCCACUAUUCCUAGAAUUACAAAAACCCACGGAGACCCCAGAAACCCCAAGUCCAUAAUAAACUUGAAGCCCUGCAAAUCUGAUCUCACGAAGACCUCUCAGCCUCUACAAAACCUGUGCACUCCAAGCUGUGAGACAACUACGGGGCCUGGGCUCAGGACUUUAAAAGGUCACCUGUACUACUGGUGUUUGGUGAUGGGAGUCACAGGACUAUGCAGUAAAUGCGCAGCUGACAGACCACUAGACAGAUCCACAGGAGUCUGAUCUGGUGAAGAACCCAGUGUGCAGAGCUUUGGGAACAUUUGUCUUUUGGAACUGUUAGUUCUGUAGAAAUUUUGUGAAAUCGUGAUGUUUCUCCCUUCCACUAUAUCCCAGCAAUGUAUAAAUCAUUCUUUAAACGUGAGUUCUCCUGCACUGGCAACUGGAUGACUUUUACCACACCAGUGAACCCUGGUAUGAAAACAUUCACUCAGCCAAAUCUUUGUUCUCAUAGUCAAAUCUACAUUAAGCUAGACUCCCGCAAUUAUCCUUAUUGCCAGGACUUCUUGACAGAAAGGAGCCCUGAGCAGGAGGCAGUACUGAUAAACAUGUCUAGGUGACCUGAAUUCUCUAGCAG
Messenger RNA from Microtus ochrogaster (prairie vole), 1296 nucleotides. It is a transcript of the gene Siglecl1, whose product is annotated as SIGLEC family like 1. Gene Ontology annotation, molecular function: sialic acid binding. Lineage: Eukaryota; Metazoa; Chordata; Mammalia; Rodentia; Cricetidae. The record is from RefSeq and is a predicted model, not a curated record. Gene Ontology annotation, biological process: cell adhesion. Gene Ontology annotation, cellular component: plasma membrane.